This is a messenger RNA of Beta vulgaris subsp. vulgaris (sugar beet), 3270 nucleotides long. RefSeq lists its product as hypothetical. Gene Ontology annotation, cellular component: nucleolar ribonuclease P complex; ribonuclease MRP complex. Gene Ontology annotation, biological process: tRNA 5'-leader removal. Lineage: Eukaryota; Viridiplantae; Streptophyta; Magnoliopsida; Caryophyllales; Amaranthaceae. The transcript has 10 exons. The record is from RefSeq and is a predicted model, not a curated record. Bases 86 to 2626 code for a protein of 846 amino acids.
AUUACUUUGCACAUUUAGGUGGUCACCGUGGCACUAACUUCCCAAUUUAUUCACUCUCCUUCACUCUCUACUAUCAGCACUUCUAAUGGCUUCCGACGCUGCCAAGCAACGUCGGCUAACUUCUACGGCGCCGCCACGAACCCUAGACGUCCGAAAAUACGCCGAUUCUCGAGCCGCCGAGCUAGAUUCCCUUCACUCAAUCGUCUCAAAUCGGCUCAACAACGACUUCCGUUCUCGGCGUAACAAGCGGCGCCGCACAACUGGGUUCGACUCCAAGAGGCGCCGCCGGAAGGCGUCUAUAGCCGGUGAGAAAGAGGAGAGAGAAAAUGAUAAAGAGGAAAAGAAGUUGUCACGUAGAAUUCGCCGGAGAAUUGAGUUGACGAAGAAUAAUCCAGAAUUAGGGUUUAGUGUUUCGGGUGAUGGGACAAAGAGGUUGAGAACUCAUGUUUGGCAUGCUAAGCGAUUUACGAUGGAGAAAAUUUGGGGAUUUUAUCUUCCCCUUGGAUUGCAUGGCAGUGGAAGAGGAUCGAGGGCUCUUCUAAAGUGGUAUAAACAAGGGGCUCUUGUACAUGACGCAAGCUACUACAAUGCUGUUGAGUUGGAGGGUCCAGAGGAUGCAUUGUCAUUGAUUCUAGGCAUGUUGCUGGUUCCUUCCUCGAUGGAUUGCUCUGAAGAUAUCUGCAAACGCUUACUUUCUGGAGAAAUAUAUGGACGUGCUAUGCUUCACCACGACAGACAGGAUGGUUAUAAAGCAAUAUGCCCUGUAACCUUUAUGUGGCGACCAGUCCGUCAGCACCUUAACGUUGGCACAGAGGAUCAAGGAAGUGAUGAGAUUGAAUCAAGCUCUCACCUGCGCCAGCUUUGGAUAUGGAUGCAUCCUUCUGCUUUUGGUGAAGGGCUUGAUAGUCUUAAACUUGCUUGUCAAAAGAUGAUGAAUGAGAAAGGUGUUUUGGUCAGUUGUGUGUCCCUUGACGGAAAACUAGGAACAUUAGAAGUCAUGGGAUCGGGAGCAUUGCAACUCCUUCAAAAGAUACUGCGUCCUAUUACUUUUUCGGUGGAGGAUUGCUUAAAGUCAAGGACUGGUUCAACCCCAGGGCAUAAGGAUGGAUGUGAAAUACAGCAGAAGGACAUCCUUGAAAAGGAAGAGUGCUUUUCUCCUGGGGCAGCUAUACUACUUACAGUUGUUGACCCACGUUCAGCAUGUCAAAAGGGUUCUGUGCCAGUUCCAGCUUUACCUUUAACCAAUGAUUUAAGGAGCUCAAUGGAAGAAAAAGGCAAAGACAAUUCUGCCGGAAAUCUGCUUAUGGAGGAAGAGGUACUUUCUACCUCGCAGUCAAAACAUGACAGCAAUAUCUCUUUAUCUAACUGCAAGGACUUGUGGGAUGCCAGUAUUGGGGUUCGUCCACCUGUGGAAGAGCACAUUCUUUGUUUGGAGAGGCAUCAAAAGUCUUUGGAUUUCUUUUGCAUAAAAGAUAUGUCUUCACCACAGUUUGUGUCUACUGAUGAGGGUCACUUCUCAAGUUUCUGUCCAGUCUUGCUAUUAAAAAACACUGAUGAGGCAGGCCUCUAUACUGGAUGGUCUAUUAUACUCCCUAUUAAUUGGGUUAAGGCUUUCUGGAUUCCUCUCAUUUCUGGUGGAGCUCAUGCCAUUGGUUUAAGAGAGAAGCAUUGGGUUGCUUGCGAUGUCGGAUUGCCUAAUUUUCCGUCAGAUUUUCCUGAUUGCAAUGCAAACUCAUGCUUAAUGGAAAGAGAAGUAGCAGCAGUUGACAAAACAAUGGAAAAUUGCUCUCCUGCCAUGAGACCUUUUGAAAUUCCCGUACAACUUCCUUGGAACAGCAAUUGGAUUGCUUGUAAUGGAGUUUCUGGAGAGGGUAGUGGAAUUGAUUAUUCUAGUAAUAUAUGCUGUAAUGGAGAUUAUUCCGUGGACCUAGAAGGCAAGCUCAGUGACAGACCACUUGUCAAUGACGGUGGAUCUUCUGAAGUACUUGUAGCGAGGACAUCUAAAAUGCUAACUUCUUUUUUGAAGGAAAUAUCUGGUGAUAAUUUGCUAUUGUUCCCCAAGGGGAUAGAUAGGCCGAGCUUUUCACAUUUAAUGAUGAAAGAAAUAAAAAUUAGCCCCUCACAUCUGGGCACUUUGAUGAGUGACCGAAGGAGAUUGUGUUACCUAAGAGUUGUCUUACAUGCUUUUAAGGAAGGUGUAUUUGAAGAGAGAGCAGUUGUUUGUGCACCUUGUUUUUCUGACAUAACAUUGUUAAACUCCAGGUUGGAGAACAAUGAGGACCUCCAAGUGCCUCAUGCUUUUGUUGGCUCGUACUUUAAAGUGCUACCAUCCGGUAAGUGGGAUUUUCAUUUACCCGAGGACCCUGCUGCUAGGGAGGCUUAUAGGCCACCGAUAGGCUUUGUCACCACUGGAUUUGUUCGAGGAAGCAAGAGACCAGCAGCAGUGGCUCUUUGUGAAGCCGUGUUACUUGCUCGUCUUAGACAUGAACAGUGGAGUCAAGUGCCUGCAAAGAAGAGGAGGAAGGAGAUAUUCGUAUUGGUUAGAAACUUGAGGUCUACGGCAUAUAGACUUGCUCUUGCUACCAUUGUAUUGGAAGGACAAGAAGAAGAUGUGAGGUCCCUAUGACAACUGACAAGGUGUUAGCCUACAUGCCUCAGUUUCUUUUGCAAGGAGUUCUAGGCCUUCAGCUUAAGAACUUUUCACGAUGCAAUAGUUAAACAAAUUACCACAAACUUGUAUUGCAUAUAUUACACUCUCUAUUUCUCUCACGAGGGUUGACAACCCUAAAAAAUACGCAUACAUUUUUCUAAUUUCAAGUGUGGAUGGGAAGACUUGCUGAAAGAACAGAGAGGAAAAGGCGACAGAUCGCAAAAUACAUACAGAAGUAGAGCUAGUCAGGUAGAAUGUUUAUGCAGGGUACUGUAUAUACCCGCACAUUUUUCUAAUUUCAAGUGUGGAUGGGAAAACUUGCUGAAAGAGCAGAGGGAAAAGGCGACCGAUCGCGAAAUACAUACAGAAGAGCUGGCCAGGUAGAAUGUUUAUGCAGGAUACUGUUACACAAUUCAGAUGGUAUGUGACAUCAAUCAGAAGUUUUUGAAGAUUAUAUUCCUCAGUUUAGGUAAAGUCCAUCUAAGAAGAAAUAUUUUGGCAUUUCAUGUAUACUCUUGUAAGAAGACAAAAUAGAGACAAAUUGUUUGCCUUUAGAUUUAGCAACCAUUGGAAUAUAAUUUACAGAAGUCUCCAAAAAUUUGAGGUGGCGUUCUUUUAAA